AUGUAUUCCUGCGCAAACUAUCCCCGUGGGUGCCGAGGCCGUGUUAACCGACAAGGAGCGAAAUGCUCUGACUGUGUUGUAUGUGAUCAUUAA
Messenger RNA from Penicillium digitatum Pd1, 93 nucleotides. RefSeq lists its product as uncharacterized. NCBI's taxonomy places the organism in Eukaryota, Fungi, Ascomycota, Eurotiomycetes, Eurotiales, Aspergillaceae. The record is from RefSeq and is a predicted model, not a curated record.